Messenger RNA from Trifolium pratense (red clover), 1160 nucleotides. RefSeq lists its product as uncharacterized. Bases 102 to 977 code for a protein of 291 amino acids. The record is from RefSeq and is a predicted model, not a curated record. The transcript is spliced from 9 exons. NCBI's taxonomy places the organism in Eukaryota, Viridiplantae, Streptophyta, Magnoliopsida, Fabales, Fabaceae.
CAAUCAUUCAUUGCUUUGUUUCUCAGUGGCUAUUGUAGAUUAGGGUUUAGGGUUUAAGACCAUAUGUGUUUUCUAAAACGCUAAUCAUAUCUGCGUUUUGCAUGCUGCGUCACACCGCUUUAGCUGUUUCUAAGGAUACUAAACUUGCGUUUCUGUUGGCUGGAGUGGGAAAAAUCCACUUACACAGGAAGACAAAUUACCCUGCUUUGAAUCCAAGGUGCAAAGUGUCAUUUUGCAAAGACAGUAGAAGAGCAUAUAUUUCGCAAGUGAGGUGUGCAGUUGCAGGGACUGAAACAAGAGAGAGGAUGGAUAGGAAAGAGACGGUAAGAAAGGCUGAGGCGUUGGUUGAGAAAGCAAUGAAAGGGAAUGACGCUUCUCACGAUGCAGCACAUGUUUGGAGGGUUCGUGACCUUGCUCUGUCCCUUGCCUCUGAGGAAGGCCUCUCUUCUGAUCCGGACUCCAUGGAAGUUGUAGAGCUUGCUGCACUGCUCCAUGAUAUAGGUGACUACAAAUACCUGAGGGAUCCAUCUGAGGAAAAAGCUGUUGAAAAUUUUCUCACCGAAGAGGGAGUUGAGGAGAACAAGAAAUCAAAAAUUUUGAAGAUCAUCAAUGGAAUGGGUUUUAAAGAGGAGGUGACAGGAAAAGCAAAUACUGAAUGGUUUCCAGAAUUUGGGGUUGUGCAAGAUGCUGAUAGGCUUGAUGCUAUUGGUGCUAUAGGAAUUGCACGUUGCUUCACCUUUGGUGGGAGUAAGAAGAGGGCUCUGCAUGAUCCUGCCAUUUUGCCAAGAACUGAAUUAUCCAAGGAACAAUACAUUAACAAACAGAAACAAACUACAAUUAACCAUUUUCAUGAGAAGCUUCUCAAGCUUAAAGAUAUGAUGAAAACCAAGGCUGGGAAAAGCAGGGCUGAGAGAAGGCACAAGUUCAUGGAGGAGUUUGUGAAAGAGUUCUACGAUGAAUGGAACGGUUCCAGCUAAUAAGUACUUGUUCUUGUCUUCAUGCUGUUUUACACUUCUAAAAUUUCUUAAGUACUUAUUCAAAAGACAAAAUAGAGCAUGUAUUCAUGCUUCAUUCUCUAAACAUAGUUUUUUCCACCAAACAAUGUCCUUGGCUUUGGAGUUAGACUAUAUAUAAAAUGAAUUAUCUGUUUUUCUUUUCCA